This is a messenger RNA of Neoarius graeffei (lesser salmon catfish), 2086 nucleotides long. It is a transcript of the gene tmem9, whose product is annotated as transmembrane protein 9. The transcript has 6 exons. Gene Ontology annotation, cellular component: lysosomal membrane. The coding region runs from base 219 to 785 and encodes 188 amino acids. NCBI's taxonomy places the organism in Eukaryota, Metazoa, Chordata, Actinopteri, Siluriformes, Ariidae. The record is from RefSeq and is a predicted model, not a curated record.
GGGAUAGGCUCCAGCUUGCCUGCGACCCUGUAGAAGGAUAAAGCGGCUAGAGAUAAUGAGAUGAGAUGAGAUAUUCCUGCUGCAGCUGAUGAACAAGGCAAUCUAUAAUUGUUUUAGCCAAAUAACAGGCCUGAUUCUGAAUCUGGUCCACCAUCUUUAAUUUGUCAACAACAACAAAAGCAUGUGAAUACAACACACUGAAAUCCAGGGGUGCAGUGAUGUUGGUCAGUUCACCGCAGCACCGGGCAGCAGCUUCAGUUCUGCUCUGUUUGUUUUUGUGUGAAGUGAUUUGUUUUUCACACGCAGAUAAGAGUUUUGAAGAUGUGCGUUGCAAAUGCAUUUGUCCUCCAUACCGAAACAUCAGUGGUCAUAUCUACAACAGGAAUGUAACCCAAAAGGACUGUAAUUGUCUGCACAUUGUGGAUCCCAUGCCAGUGCCUGGUCAUGAUAUGGAGGCUUAUUGUCUGCUCUGUGAGUGCAAGUAUGAGGAGCGAAGCAGCAAUACCAUCAAGGUGACCAUAAUCAUCUACCUGUCUGUCGUCGGUGCUCUUCUGCUGUACAUGCUGUUCUUGCUUUUGGUGGAGCCUCUGAUCCGCAGACGUGAUCCCUACAGACAGCCACUGCAGAAUGAGGAUGACUCUGAGGUACAGACAUCAUCAAAUGUGAGGGCUCCAGGUCGAGGGAACACAGUGCUGGAGCGAGUGGAAGGGGCUCAGCAGCGUUGGAAGAAACAGGUUCAAGAGCAGCGCAGGACUGUGUUCGAUCGCCACAAAUUGCUUAGUUAAACAGUGACGGAGGAAAGGCAAGCUGAGUUUCAUGAUCUAUUUUUUUUUUUUUUUUUUAAUUUUGUUAACAGUGGGUCCACAUAUGACUCUUGUUAUCAGUGAGGCUUUUUUGGCAUUUUUUUUUCUGUUUGAUUUUGAAGCUUAAAUGAAUGUGCUUAAGAUUAUAGUAAACUGAAAUGAUUAGGCUUGUUAUACAGUAUAACAUUUAUUUAUAAUGGCUGCUUAACUUAGACUUGCAGUAUAAUGUGAAUUUUGUGAAAAAUGGACGGUUUGCAAAGUAAUGUGAAUUUGGGGAACACUUUGACAUUCUCAGCUUUUCUUUUAAACAAAAUAGAUGGAGCAAGCAAGUGUAGUAAUUAAGCAACAUAGGAUUCAUGUGCAUGUUACAUGCAUAUGCCUUUUGUGCAUUGUUAUAUUUCCAAGUAGAAACUUCUUUCCUUCAUUCAGGACCUUUGUAAGAUAUCUGUGACUGGGUUGUGGGAUUUGCAAUGAUUGCCAAUCCUAAUGUCAUGUAAGUGACUACUGAUUUCACACCAAAUAUAUGCUGAUUGCACUGAAUAGUGUCAAGAUUCAAGAUUGUUUUGCACUUCUAUACUUGAUGUGUAAUAUAGAUCUAAUACUGGCUUUGUAUUUCAAAUAAAGUCCUAUGGCUUUUGUUUGGAUAAUUUAUCUAAUAACUAAGACACUCUACAUAGCUCUAUUGGAAUGACUGCCUAUACCUUGUAGUUAAUUACUGACCACUUUAUUGGGUACAUCUAACAUAUCUGAGGAAUUUAUAGGCAUAUUAUUUAAUCACUGUGUGUACUGUUUAUAGGUAUACUGUUUAACUGCUGUUGAUGCGUACGCUUCAGUUUGUCUAUCUGGAGGAGUCCUUCAAGUUAUUUGUAGAAUACUUCAGUAUUGUUUUUGUUUUAGAAAAGUUCUAAAUCAAACCUGUACUUGAGAUUCAUUAAGAACUCUUAAAUAUCAGAUUAAUAUUUGAAGAACCCUUUUUUCUUCCUCCCCUAAAAAUAUAGGACAACCAGUCAUAAUAAUAGUGUGUGGUUCUGUUGGCCCGGAUAUAUUUGUACCAGUGAUUUGGUACUAUAAUGGUGGAAUGAAUUGUGCAUGAUGACAGUAAUGAUAUGCUCAUUGGUAUGUACCCAAUAAAAUGGUUGCUGAGUGCAGGUGCAAGGGAGAUGUACCCAAUAAACAUGCAACUGAGUGUAUGUCACUGUUCUAUUUCAGGAAAUGAAAUAUCUUUCCAUGUGUUGUAUUCUACUUGCACAGAGAACUUAAAUAAACACAAUCUUUAAAAGUUG